CCGGCAGGAGGGCCACCACAAGGAGCUCCAGGGACCCACCGCACGCCCCUUUUCAAUCUAGACGCGUCGGAUGAGAUUGCUCCUGAGCCAGGUUGACCGUGCACGCCGUUCUUGCCGCUCGCCACUUGUCUGAUCGCUUGACGGCGCCGACACAGGAGACACCACCGGGACUAUGUGAGCACCAUGCGGGCUGUGGGAUGCCUGCUGUUCGCUGCUGUGUUUGCACGGUGCUCCGUGACUGUUGCAGGUCUAAGGGAAGGGUGGCAGCCCCCAGCUGAAGAUUUGGUGCAGCCCAAGAGGCUCUUGCACCAAAUCCACUCCCAGGAGGAGCUGCUCCACAGCCGCCUCAGCACCCGGGUCCAAAACUCCACAACAGAGGCACAGCCCGUGCAUCUGGCUCACAGCAGCUUCCUGGUGGAGGCCUUUGGCACCUCAUUUAUCCUCGACCUGGAACUCAACCACCAUCUCCUGUCUGCAGACUAUGUGGAGAGACACUUUGAAGACGGUGGACAGCCCUCACAGAUUAAGGGCGUGGAGCACUGCUACUACCAAGGGCGUGUCCGAGGUCUGCCGGACUCCUGGGCCGCUGUGUCCACCUGUCACGGCCUGUGGGGAAUGUUCUCGGACGGGAAUGUCUCCUACGGGAUCGAACCUGCGGGCAGUGGCGAGGUGGACCACGUUGUGUAUCGCAUGCCUCACAUCCACCUACUCCCACCUCCUUGUCCAGAAUGCACCGUGAAUAACACCCAGCCUGAAGGGCAGACAGGCGGCGGCGGUGCUGCUGAUGAGGGUGACAGGAACAGGCAGGAUGGAGCCGACUUGUCUGAGCAGGAGAAGUCAAAGCUCACUAACGGUUUGAGACGCUCAAAAAGACAAGUGCGGGGUGGUCAGCGCACCGUGCAGUCAGAGACCAAAUACAUUGAGCUGAUGGUCAUAAAUGACCAUGAACUGUUUGUCCAGCAGCGUCGGUCCACAUCUCUGACAAAGAACUUUGCCAAGGCGGUGGUGAACAUGGCGGAUGCAAUUUACAAGGAGCAGCUCAACACACGCAUCGUCCUGGUCGCCAUGGAAACCUGGUCCUCUGAAAACCGCAUCUCGGUGGGUGACGACCCCCUGCUCACGCUACGUGACUUCAUGAAGUACAGGAAGGCCAGCAUCCGGGAACGCUGCGACGCCGUGCACCUCCUCUCCGGGAGGACGUUCAUGAGCAGCCGCAGCGAGGCCGCCUACAUCGGCGGCGUCUGCUCCCUCAGCAGGGGCGGCGGCAUCAACGAGUUUGGCGCUGUAGGUCCGGUGGCCAUCACACUGUGCCAGAGCCUGGGUCAGAACAUCGGCAUGCUGAGGAACAAGGACAGACCUGCCGCAGGAGACUGCAGGUGUCCAGACCCGUGGUUGGGGUGCAUCAUGGAGGACACCGGUUAUUACCUGCCUAGGAAGUUCUCUCGUUGCAGCGUUGACGAAUAUCUUCGCUUCCUGCAGCAAGGGGGUGGCAGCUGCUUGUUCAACAAGCCCAGCAAGCUGCUGGACCCGCCUGAGUGCGGCAAUGGCUACGUAGAGCUGGGAGAGGAGUGCGACUGUGGAUCACUAGUGGACUGUGCCCGUAGUGGCGCCAACUGCUGCAAGAAAUGCACACUUACCCACAAUGCAAUGUGCAGCAACGGCCUCUGCUGCCGCGACUGCAAGUACGAGCUGAGAGGAGUGACGUGUCGCGAGGCCGUUAACGACUGUGACAUCCCUGAAACCUGCACAGGUGACUCCAGCCAGUGUCCUCACAACGUCAACAAACUGGAUGGCUACACAUGUGAGGCCGGACAGGGUCGUUGCUAUGGAGGCCGCUGUAAGACCAGAGACACCCAGUGCAGAAGCCUGUGGGGCUACAACUCCGCUGACAGGUUCUGUUAUGAAAAGCUCAAUGCAGAGGGCACCGAGAAAGGAAACUGUGGUCCCGAGCCUGGCGGCCAGGGAUGGAUGCAUUGUAACAAACAGGACGUCCUGUGUGGUCUGCUGCUGUGCACCAACGUGACCGACAAACCCAGUGUUGGCGAGCUGCAGGGCAAACUCACAAGUCUGACCAUCUACCACCACAACAGAUACCUGGACUGCAGGGGUGGUCACGCAGUGCUGGACGAUGGCUUGGACCUGGGCUACGUGGAAGACGGAACACCGUGUGGGCCCAACAUGAUGUGUCUGGAACGCCGCUGCCUCCCGGUCACCACCUUCAACCUCAGCAUGUGUCCCGGCUCGUCGUCCUCGCGCAUCUGCUCCCAUCACGGCACAUGCAGCAACGAGGUGAAGUGCAUCUGCGAUCGGGACUACACCGGGAAGGACUGCAGUGUCUUUGACCCCAUUCCCAUUCCCACCCCACCUGAGGGACCAGAGAAAUACAAAGGUCCGAGUGGUACCAACAUCAUCAUAGGCUCUGUGGCCGGCGCUAUCCUGCUGGCAGCCAUCGUCCUGGGAGGAACUGGAUGGGGGUUUAAAAACAUUCGUAGAGGAAGGUACGACCCCGCCUAUGAGUCCUGACUCUUAAACAAUAUUAUUUUUUACACACAGUCAUGGGAAAAUGUGUUUUUUGUAAGGUUACGUUUCUAUUUCUGAAUCGGUGCGCACAAAAGGGUGGAAAUGCUCACGGACUUAGGAACUAAUUGUCCAUAAGUCAUUGAGUAUUUGUCUAAAGGUUAUAAAACUUUAAGGAUUUCUGUUUUACAGUCGUCCCUCGUUGAUCACGGUUAAUUGGUUCCAGACCCGACCGCGAUAAGUGAACUUCCACGAAUAUUUUUGUAGUUACGGCAUAGAAAACCUGUUUACAACCGACCUUCUAUAUUUUUAACAUUAUUAGAGCCCUGAAGACAUGAAAUAACACCCUUAUAGUCACUUUUACGUUUGUAUUAUCCAGUAUAGUAGAUAUGAUCAGAGAAGAUAAAGUGUAUUAGAUAUAAAUAACAUAAAUAGAUUCAGAUUUUUUUUUUCUACAGCGCAUUUCUACGGCGCCCGAUAAGGGCGAAUUUUCUGUGUCCUUAUUGGCUAAGGGAGAACCCGUGUGUUGUGUUCUGUGUCCUUAUUGGCUAAGUGAGAACCCGAGUAUUGUGUUCUGCAUCCUUAUUGGCUAAGGGAGAACCCGCCCAUUGUCGUCUGCCAACUGGUUGGGUGUACUCUGAACUCUGUAUGUUUGCAAGUUUUCUCCCUGACAAAACCCACAAUGUCCAUGGAACGUUCUGCAGCCGAAAGGCAGAGGAAGAUGCUAACCAUUCCACAAAAAGUUGGACUUUUGGACAUGCUGAAGGAAGGUAGACGUUACACGGCUGUAGGGCGCCAUUACGGAAUAAAUGAAUCUUCGGUUGGAGGAGGGGGAGGACGACAAAAAUAGGACAAGAGCAACAAUAUGUUUGACGAAGAUGCACGGUCAGAGCAGUGAAAUACGCGUGAGUCACUUAAUCAUUUCUUGUGUCCAACCUCGUGGGUUGAUCAUUAAAGUUCAAACGAAGAUUUGAACCUUGUGUGUGUUUAAACAAGAGAAAAAUGUGAGCAAAGUGUAUAAAGUUUAUAGUGAGGGGGUUUUACAGCCAUAAACAUGUACAGUGUUCCUUCGUUUAUCGCGGGGGAUAAGUUCCAAAAUAGCCCGCAAUAAGUGAAAUCCUCGAAGUAGCCAACUGUAUUUGUUUACCAUCAUUAUAUACUAUAUGUUUUAAGGCUGUAAAACCCCUCACCAUACACUUUACACACUUUUCUCAGAAAGACAUUAACAUGUUCUCACAUUUCUCUCUUGUUUAAACAACCUCAAAUUUCAAAUUUCAUUUGAAUUUUAAUGAACAGACUACUUGGUUCGACACAAGAAAUUAAUGACUCACUGACCGUGGCUCUUCGCCGUUCGGCUGUGGCGUUUUCGUGUCCUUGUUGAAGCGUGUUGCAUCUGCCGUCGUGUAAUAUUCCCCCCGUGUUGUACUCCGUGAGCCGAGGAUUCAUUUGUUCCACUCGAUGCGGCCUCUAUCUAUGUCUAUGGCUAGCCAUGAACACAACAGGAAGAUGGUAUACAGCCAAUCAGGACGCUGAAGACUACAACACUCAACUUCCCACAACGUAAUUGUUCUUAAAGGGCCAGGCUCGGCCUAUAACAGCGUUCUUACACUGUAAAGUUGUUUCUAAAAAUCAUCAAAAUUGCAUCUAAAAAAUUCCGCAAAAGAGCGAAACCGCAAAAAGUGAACCGCGAUGGAGCGAGGGAACACUGUAUACUAAUUGUAAAAAAAAUCAUGUUGGUUACUACGCGAAUUUCACUUAUUUCGGCCUAUUUUGGGAACCUAUUCCUCACGACAAAGGAGGGAACACUGUACUACAUUCACAAUUAGAAUGCUUCUUCUGCCUUGUGUUUGUAUUUUUAGUUCAUUUAGUUUAGUUCAUUUAGCCAUUUUUACGCUUGAAGAUGCUUAAUUUUAGCCCACGAAUUAGUACAAUUUGCUUAAACAUACAUAUAUAUAUUUUUUACUAAUAAUAGGCUGUAUUCAAUCACGAAACAGCCAUCAUUUAUGAAUUAAUAAAAAACUCAGAAAAAACGGCGGCAGCGAUGUUUGAACCACGGCGUAGCUAGGGAUGACUGUACAUGUUUACUGGCGUGGCUAACGAAGCAUUCUGACCGCAACCCACUAAAGUAAAUUCAUGACUACAUGACUGUACUGCCUUUGUCUUCAUCUGUACCAAAUAAAACACCUUUUUCUUGUUUUAUUUUAUUAAUGGCUUGCAUCACCUUUUUCU
Messenger RNA from Dunckerocampus dactyliophorus (ringed pipefish), 4746 nucleotides. Its product is annotated as disintegrin and metalloproteinase domain-containing protein 11-like. The record is from RefSeq and is a predicted model, not a curated record. Gene Ontology annotation, biological process: proteolysis. Gene Ontology annotation, molecular function: metalloendopeptidase activity. The transcript is spliced from 27 exons. Lineage: Eukaryota; Metazoa; Chordata; Actinopteri; Syngnathiformes; Syngnathidae. Bases 184 to 2523 code for a protein of 779 amino acids.